GGCUAGGGUUAGCAAGAACGCAGGGGCGGCGGCUAAGCACGUGAAAUUAUAAGGGAUGACGGGACCGGCCAGCUCUUGUCCUCCUUCAAUCCCGAUUUUCGGCCGACGGGUUCUACCGUGAUGUUCGUUUCGGCGCUAUCGUCCAGGGCACGGCCAAUUCAUGUUGACCGGAAACAACGAUAUGAAGCCGCCGAUUCCUAAACGACCCCGGCGGAUGGCUAUGUCGCCGGAAUCAGCACCUUUAGCCUCCGGCAGUAGCAGCUUCAUCCCAGAUGAUAUAAUCUUCUUUCAGAUACUCGUACUUCUUCCUGUGAAGUCCCUUGUGCGCUUCCAAACCGUCUGCAAGUCAUGGCGCACCACAUUAACCAGCAUCAGUUUCGUGCGCUGGCACCUGGAGCUUUCCAAGCGAACAAGGUCGACCAUGGUCCUCGUGCCACGCAAGUAUCAGGAGGACCGACGGAAGGCGUGUUCUAGAUUACUCAGUAUCUUCAGCUUCCAGCCAGGGGAAAGCAAGUGUGCGGAGCUUAUCUUCCGAAAGGAAUUUCAUCCCUAUGGGAUCCCUGUGUUCAGCAUUCCUCUCCAUUGUGAUGGCCUGAUAUUGAUCCCUUGCAUAAUGAGGAAAAUUUUCAUCUGCAACCCGGCCACUAGAGAGUUUGUUGAGUUGCCACCUGGAAGCCCAAGUGUUCUCUUUGAGCACAGGGUCGCCUUUGGCUUUGAUCCUUGGAGUGGUACCUACAAGGUGGCGAGGCACUUCAUCCGCUCGUACAGAGAUACUCUGCAAAUAGAUGGGGAAGGAGGCACCACUAGAGAAUACAGCAGUGGACAUGAGAUCUUAACAUUCGGUGGUGACAGCAAAGAAGAAGCUUGGGUAUGGAAGGCCACUGUGGAUCCACCAUACCCUAUCAAGGCCAGGACUCCAAUUUGUCUCCCAGGGGUCUUCUUUUGGAGUGCUCUCAAGUCCAUGGCACAUGGCAAGUGAUCAUCUAGGCAAGAAUGAUGCACUAUCUGCACUAGGUGGAAAGUUAUGCUAUAUCCACUCUCCCACUCCGUGGGAGAUUGCCAUUUGGUUAGCGGAAGAUGGGCCAAAUCUGACUUGGUCACUAUGCCGCCGUGUCAGUCUGCCGAUACCAAGAAAUCUUCUUGCCUUUGCAUGUGCGUCAACUGACCCGGACAAGAUAUUCCUCUCCAUUGAUGCGCGCUACCUUCUCAGGUGUGAC
This is a messenger RNA of Triticum dicoccoides, 1217 nucleotides long. RefSeq names its product putative F-box protein At5g52610. The coding region runs from base 161 to 979 and encodes 272 amino acids. The transcript has 3 exons. Lineage: Eukaryota; Viridiplantae; Streptophyta; Magnoliopsida; Poales; Poaceae. Gene Ontology annotation, molecular function: protein binding. The record is from RefSeq and is a predicted model, not a curated record.